Molecule: messenger RNA, 1395 nt
Organism: Spodoptera littoralis (African cotton leafworm)
Lineage: Eukaryota; Metazoa; Arthropoda; Insecta; Lepidoptera; Noctuidae
Source: the annotation of a GenBank genome assembly
AUGAAGAAAAGUUACAAAUAUAUCAGUGAAAAGAUGAAAGCUACGAUUUUGAAUGGUUACAAUAUUGCGAGCGAUGGUACUACUGGAACUCUUUAUCCUCUACUCACAGGCAAAUCCGAGUUUGACUUAAAAGAUCCAAAUGAACUGGGAACAUCACGUGACAAUCCCAACGAUUUUAUUUUUAACCUGAUAAAAGAGCAUGGGUACAGAACAGCGUAUUUCGACGAUACGGGCUUGGUAUCAACACCUUACCAGUUUAAGUUUCCGAGCCCUCCAGCUGACCAUUACCUCCGUCCGUAUUCCUUGGCCCGCCGCAAUGGGAAACCACAACGUUCACUCUCCCAUCACUGCAUAGAAUCUGUACCUCAAUACCAGAUGCUGAUGCAUUUAGUUGAAGACUGCCUACAGCUAGAAGGAAAGAAGUUUAUAUUCAGCGUAAUAGAUGACCUAUCGUAUGCGAACUACACGUUUAUUCCAUCAGCUGAUGAUAGUUUGCUAGAUUUUCUUAAGACGAUGACGGCACGAAAAGUUUUAGAAGACACUUUGUUGAUCGUUACGGGAGACCAUGGACCUAGAUACUCGCCAGGCAGGAGCUCUCAUCAGGGUAUGUUAGAAGAAAGACUUCCCUUCAUGGCCAUGAUGCUGCCUCAAAAACUGGUAAAAGCUAAACCAUCGGCUUUGAAGGCUUUAGUGAGCAACAAGGAUGUCUUGACAACACCUUUUGAUAUUUACGUAACGAUGUUAGACGUACUAGGAGUUGAGGAAGAGGGACCGCCACUUGGAAUGCCAGGGUUUAACAUGCCAAGAGCAUUGAGCUUGUUGACACCAAUACCAAAGACCCGUACGUGUGGAGAGGCUGGUAUCAUGCCACAUUGGUGCACGUGUGGGACUUGGACCAACGUGUCCAAAACGAACCCAUUCUACCAUCAAGUUGCGAAUAAUCUUGCAGAGUUCAUAAACAGCUUGAGCGAUGAGGAACGAUUCCAAUGUUUACAAAGGACUCUAAAAACUACGGAAUGGGUCGUGCAUCAGACUGCCGCAGAUUACCAAUCCAAACUGUACAAUUAUUUCCAGAAACAGCAGUUGUCUAUUAAUCAAGCGCAUUCUGGCGAUGUAACGUCUCUCGAUGACUAUUAUCAACUUAGGAUUGUAAUGGAACCUGGCCACGCCAUAUACGAAGGCACUAUGAUCUAUAUUCCUGCCAAAGAUUUCUUUAUGAUAACCGAGAGGGAUGUAUCCAGAGUUAACGCGUAUGGUGAUGAGUCAAGUUGCAUCACUGAAACUCAUCCCCAUUUAAGUAAAUAUUGCUAUUGCAAUAAUACUGCUCAUUUUAUUAUUCAUAAAAAAUAUAAACCUAAAAUCAGUGAUGAUUUGUUCAGAUUUAGUUUUUUGUGA